UCAGGAUACUCCAGCUGUCUAAAUGAAUAGGUUCUGGAUACUGUAAAUUCGUGGGUAGCUUAUACCGAAUACCCAAUAUCAUUUACUUGGGUUCGUAAAUGACAAGUAAAAUUAAAAAUUUUAAAUAUAACUGAAAAAAUGUAUUCUUUUAUUAGAUGGUUCAUAAUAUUAUUUGCAUCCAGUACUUGUGCAGAAAUUUUUUUUGAAGAAACUUUUCCUGAUGAUUCUUGGGAAAACAAUUGGAUAUACUCAGAAAAUCCUGGACAGGAACAUGGCAAAUUCAUACUGAGUCAUGGCAAGUUUUUUAAUGACGCAGAAAAAGAUAAAGGUUUACAGACAUCGCAAGAUGCAAAGUUCUAUGCUUUGAGUCGAAAAUUUAAACCUUUCAGCAAUGACAAAAAACCUUUGAUACUGCAAUUUUCUGUAAAACACGAACAGAAUAUUGACUGCGGUGGCGGGUACAUAAAGUUAUUUGAUUGUUCUUUAAAUCAAAAGGAUAUGCAUGGAGAAAGUCCAUAUUUGAUUAUGUUUGGUCCUGAUAUUUGUGGCCCUGGAACAAAAAAAGUGCAUGUAAUUUUCAAUUAUAAUGGAAAAAAUCAUUUGAUUAAUAAGGAUAUACGUUGUAAAGAUGAUAUGUUUACGCAUUUAUAUACUCUUAUUCUUAAACCUGACAAUACAUAUGAGGUUUUGAUUGACAAUGAAAAAGUAGAAUCAGGUGAAUUAGAAACUGACUGGGAUUUUCUCCCACCAAAAAAAAUAAAAGACCCAUCUCAAUCUAAACCUGAAGAUUGGGAUGAUAAGCCAACAAUAUCAGAUACAAAUGAUAAGAAGCCUGAAGAUUGGGAUAAACCAGAACACAUACCCGAUCCUGAAGCAGCAAAACCAGACGAUUGGGACGAUGAAAUGGAUGGAGAAUGGGAAGCUCCUAUGAUCGAUAAUCCAGAAUAUAAGGGAGAAUGGAAACCAAAGCAAAUAGAUAAUCCUAACUAUAAAGGUCCAUGGGUACAUCCCGAAAUAGAUAAUCCCGAAUAUAAACCUGAUCCAGAGCUAUACAGAAAAAAAGAACUUUGUGCUGUUGGAUUUGAUUUGUGGCAAGUGAAAUCUGGUACAAUUUUUGAUAACAUUCUUAUAACUGAUGAUAUAGAUUAUGCUAAACGAGUUGGAGAUGAAAUCUGGAAACUAAGAAUUGAAGGAGAAAAGAAAAUGAAAGAAAUUCAAGAAGAGAAGGAAAAAAAAGAUAUAAAUAAGAAUUCCGAAGCUAGUGUGGGAGAAAAAGAAAAUGAUGAUGAGGAUGAGGAUGACGAAGAUGAAACACAAGAAAAUGCGAUACCGGAAAUUGAG
Messenger RNA from Phymastichus coffea, 1341 nucleotides. RefSeq names its product calreticulin (gene Calr). Gene Ontology annotation, cellular component: endoplasmic reticulum membrane; endoplasmic reticulum. The annotation marks the transcript as partial. NCBI's taxonomy places the organism in Eukaryota, Metazoa, Arthropoda, Insecta, Hymenoptera, Eulophidae. Gene Ontology annotation, molecular function: calcium ion binding. Gene Ontology annotation, biological process: protein folding. The record is from RefSeq and is a predicted model, not a curated record. The transcript is spliced from 7 exons.